GUCACUUAUCAAUAGACUGAAUAAGUAAUGUAUUAUAUAUUUGUUAAAAAGGGACCCCACUAAACUGAAGUGCCACCAAUUUACUGCAGGAUUUUGUGCACAAUUUCUUCUUGCCAUCCAAUAGCCGUUAGCUGGGUUGUAGUUCAAGAACACCAUUUAUUCAGCCUUUCACCAACAUUUCCCAGAGAUUAUUUUCUUGCAGCCACUGAUUUUACUGAUGCACUGUAUCCGGAACUGAGAGGGUUAACUCCCAGGAGUCCAAAGUGCUGUUUGUCUUUGAUAAAAGGGAAAGUUCAGUUUCAUUUCUUGUUCAGUUGCUGUUCCUGAUUUCAGUGAUGGCGUCGGCUGCUGAUCUGAGAGACGAGCUGAGCUGCUCCAUCUGCCUGAGCAUUUAUACUGAUCCUGUAUCCCUGCCGUGUUCCCAUAACUUCUGCCGGGGCUGUAUUGGGACAACAUGGGACACCCAGGAGGGAUCUGGGGCUUAUUCCUGCCCUGAAUGUAGACAGGAGUUUAAGGAGCGCCCUGCCCUGCCCAGGAACAGAACUCUGGGGAACAUAGCAGAGCGAUUCCUUUCUGCUCAGCCCGAGCCGGGGGAGACUGGGAUUCCCUGCACCUACUGUGUCCUCUCUCCUGUACCUGCUGUUAAAUCCUGUCUCCUGUGUGAGGCUUCUGUGUGUGAGACCCACCUGAGGAUGCACAGCAAGUCAGCGAAACACGUCUUAAUAGAACCCACAAUGGACAUGGGGGACAAGAAAUGCUCCGUCCAUGAUGAACCCCUGAAAUAUUACUGCUGGGAGGAGUCUGUCUGUGUCUGUGUGUCCUGCUGUCUGGCCGGAGAGCACAGGGGCCACAGGGUGGAGCUGCUGAGUGAGGCCUCUGAGAAGAAGAAAGAGACACUGAGGAAAGUUCUGAAGAAACUGAGGCCAGAGAGAGAGGAGACUGAGAGAGGAGCCCAGAGACUGCAGGAGCGCAGGAGAGAAGUGGCUGAAAAAGCAGCCGGUGAGACAGAGAGAGUCACUGCCCUGUUUAGAGACAUCAGGGAACAGCUGGAAGCCCUAGAGAAGCGACUCCUGAGUGACAUCUCCAGCCAGAAAGAGAAGCUCUCACUCACACUCACUGAUCUGAUGGAGCAGCUGGAAAUAAAGAAGGACGAGCUGUCCAGGAAGAUCCGUCACAUUGAGGAGCUGUGCAACAUGGCAGAUCCACUCACUGUCCUACAGGAACGGGAAUCACAUGGAGCUGCAGAUAAUGAGGGGGGCAGAGAGAGAGAGGAUUCAUUGUUCCCAUUAUUGCCUGUUUUUCUGCCUUGGCGAAAGGGAAAGAACAUACAGAUGAAUAGAGACAGGUUACAAGAGAGACAUAAUAUAAAGGUCCCUGCUGUAGGGGAUCUGGAUGUGGAUCUGAUCUCAGAGACAUUACUCACAGGCUUAGCUGCCAUUGUGACUGGUGUAACUUCAAAAUUAGCCCGUCAUUUGGGUACAUCAGCAAGUGGAGGAGAAGGCUCAGAACUUUUUGUGUCAUUGAUAAAAACAAUACCAAGUAUUUCCCCAUUAAAUUCUAUUACUAACAGUAGAUUUGACCCUGUGUAUGGGCAGGAGGCUACAGACCUGUUACUUGAUAUAAACACGGCUCAUAAUCUUGUAUCUGUAUCAGGGGACAGGAAAUCUGCUUCCUUCUCACUAACAGAACUAGAUUACCCACAAUCCCCAGAGAGAUUUCAGAAAUAUGCUCAGGCUUUAAGCAGCAGGAGUUUCCCCUCAGGGCGACAUUACUGGGAAGUGGAGGUCAGUGAAUUAGGGGAGUGGUGGGUAGGGGUGGCCUAUCCCAGUAUAGAGAGGAGAGGGGGUCAGUCCUGGAUUGGGAAUAAUAACAAGUCCUGGGGUUUGUACAGAUGGUAUAAUAAUAACAGAUAUUCAGUGGGACAUGACAGUAAAUGGACAGAGUUACCCCAUGUCUCUUCCUGCAGGAGAAUCAGGAUCUCAUUGGACUAUGAGGCCGGACGUCUGUCCUUUUAUGAGCUGAGUGAGCCAAUCAGACACUUACACACCUUCACUGCCACAUUCACUGAGCCCCUCCAUGCUGCAUUUUGUCUAUGGGGGGAAGGUGCCUGGGUGAGAAUUAUUAAAUAAGUCCCUGCCCAGGGCUGAAUCAUUGUUUAUAAUGUUUAUCUGUUCUGACCCCCCUGUUACCAGUGAAUUAACCCUAUUAAACCCUAUGAUAGAAUUACCACCUUUCAUGAUACACAGAAAUACUGAAUAAAAACUGAUCAGUUCAGCCCUGCUAAGUGCAUUUUGCUUAUCUCCUGGCUGCCAUAUGUUACAUCAGUACUGAGCAGCUUCUUACAUGUGAUUGGCCAGUUAUUUAUAAUGUGUGGGUAUGAAGGACAGAUAACAAUAAAGUAAAAUUAUACAAGAAUGCCCAUGUAUCCACUGAUCAGGCCGGGCCCAUAGAAAUAUUGUAUAAAAAAUCACUUAUGCUCUAAUUGAUGCUUUAAUCUAAUUGAUGUUCUUCAUCACCCAACUGCCCCACUUGUCCAGUGAUGCUCUUCACCUGGGACAUUCAGCCAAGCUAGCAACACUGGAGCACAUUCAAUAAACAGUAUAUAGGGGUAUUAUAAUCCUGUGAUCCUUUUUGAUGCUUCCAUACCUGGUGGGGUACUGGGGUACUAUCCCUUACUAAUCAUCUCUGUGAGGGGACAAGAUGACCAAGCUUAUCAGCCUCAUGUUGUCUCAUGUUUGAGGUGAGAUAUAACAGAUGGAGCUGCCUCUUGCUAGACCUGUACUACAGACAACAUGUAUCAGACCCUUAGAUAUUGGGUAAGUGCUCAGGGUGCUGAACAGCCUCGAACUUCUAACAGUGGAAACAUAAACCCUUCCCUGCUCCCAGAUUCCCUUUAUAGGCUACAGGGAAAUGCAAGGAAAAGUCCAAACUGCUAAAAGGACAGAAUUACUCAACUUGACUUGUGUAACUGUAUAUGGGAGGGUUCGGCCCAUCUCACCACUAUUUGUAUAGAUAAAUAACUUGGCCUUUUUAAUUGGGUGACUUUUUACUGAUCUUGUGACUGUGACAGGGGCUUGUAUUUCCUGCAAGAGCUUUAAAUGUUUUUAAUCCAUAUAUUAAAGUAUUUGCAUGUCUUUAUUGUGAUUAAUAAUAAAAUCUGAUGAUCCAA
This is a messenger RNA of Xenopus laevis (African clawed frog), 3169 nucleotides long. Its product is annotated as E3 ubiquitin/ISG15 ligase TRIM25. The record is from RefSeq and is a predicted model, not a curated record. The transcript has a single exon. Bases 336 to 2129 code for a protein of 597 amino acids. Lineage: Eukaryota; Metazoa; Chordata; Amphibia; Anura; Pipidae.